AUGUCAAGCACAUUGUCGAACUCUCUGGCCGAGGCUAAAAUGGUCCCCGGUUCAGCUGCUAGCCUGAUCCCGGAAGGCUUCAAGCCUACGACGAAUCUGAAGGUCUCAUUCGAUGGGAAGGACGUCAACUUGGGGAACCUCUUCCGUGCGAGUGAGUGCAAGCGCGCUCCUAGCAUCCAGUUUGAUCAAGAACCCGAUGCUCCUGGGGAUGCUACCUACAUGCUCUUGCUUGUCGACCCUGAUGCGCCAACGCCAGAUGACCCCAAGUUCGCCUUCUGGCGCCACUGGGUUCUCCCUGGCCUGAGACCUUUGAGCGGUGGAGAUGCAGUGGCUCAAGUGCAACCCGCCCUCACAGAGUACUUGGGCCCUGGCCCGAAGGACGACUCCAAGCCGCACAGAUACUUGCUUCUAUUGUACCGACAACCCGCCAGCCUUGACCUUGCCAAGGAGGAUGUAGGAGGCGAAGAGUUUACGCAAAGAAGGUCUUUCGAUACUGCCAAGUUUGUUGAGAAGUAUGCACUACGACUCGUGGGCGCGAACUGGUUUCUCGGCGCUGGAGAUGGUUGGAAAGAGUAG
Fusarium tjaetaba is the source of this 576-nucleotide messenger RNA. Its product is annotated as lipid binding Tfs1p. The transcript is spliced from 3 exons. Gene Ontology annotation, biological process: regulation of proteolysis; regulation of Ras protein signal transduction. The coding region runs from base 1 to 576 and encodes 191 amino acids. The record is from RefSeq and is a predicted model, not a curated record. Gene Ontology annotation, molecular function: phospholipid binding; peptidase inhibitor activity. NCBI's taxonomy places the organism in Eukaryota, Fungi, Ascomycota, Sordariomycetes, Hypocreales, Nectriaceae.